Molecule: messenger RNA, 3226 nt
Organism: Sinocyclocheilus rhinocerous
Lineage: Eukaryota; Metazoa; Chordata; Actinopteri; Cypriniformes; Cyprinidae
Product: hepatoma-derived growth factor-related protein 2-like
Exons: 19
Coding region: 184-2463 (759 amino acids)
Molecular function (GO): histone H3K27me3 reader activity; histone H3K9me2/3 reader activity
Source: RefSeq, a predicted model, not a curated record
UCUCAAGAGAGGCGGGACUUCCGCUGACAAAAGAUGCAAUGAGCGGAAACCGCUGCAGAAACCAACCGCCUUUUCCUCGCGUACUGUAUCUGGAGCAGGUCUCGCUGUCUGUCGGCCUGAAAAACGGACCGCGGACGAACACAAACGAGCAGAACGAGGAGCGGUGCACAGAGGGACGACAAGAUGCCGCACAACUUCCGGCCCGGGGAUAUUGUCUUUGCUAAAAUGAAGGGCUAUCCCCACUGGCCGGCCCGGAUUGAAGAUGUUGCAGAAGGGGCUGUCAAACCUCCGCCUAAUAAAAUCCCCAUUUUUUUCUUUGGGACUCAUGAAACAGCAUUCCUUGCACCCAAGGACCUUUUUGCAUAUGAAAAGUACCAAGACCAAUAUGGGAAGCCCAACAAAAGGAAAGGGUUCAAUGAAGGCUUGUGGGAAAUCCAAAACAACCCUCAUGCCUCCUAUAGCACACCUGCACCUGCAUCAUCAUCGGACAGCGAGGACAACCAACCUGCGGCAGGAAGUGAUGCGGAAGAUGACAAGGAAGCAGUGGUGCCGAGGAAAGCUGAAACGGGAAGUGAUGGCUCUGACUCUGGAAGUGAGGAUCAAAGGAAGACGGCAGUGAAGCGGAAAGCUCCUGCUGCAAAGCGGCCACCAGUGAAGAGAACACGGGCAUCAUCCAGUGAUCGAGAUGGAGAGGAGAGUGGAUCUCCCUCAGAACCCGAACCAUCACCCAGCUCGGACUCUGACUCCGGCAAAAACAGCGACCAGGACUUCACGCCACAGAAGGAGUCGGGCGGUCGCGGCGGCAAAAAGCUAGCAGGCAGAGGCAGGAGGAAGAAGGCAUCAUCUGGCUCCAAUUCAGAAUCGGGCUCCCAGUCAGAUCAGAGGGCCGCCAAGAGCGAUUCAGAAGAAGAGAAGCCCCGGCCGGCCGUCUCUGGAUCCGAAUCGCAGUCUGGAUCCAAAUCCGACUCUGAUUCAGAACCUCCUCCUGCAAGGAAAGGCCCACAAGGGCGCAAGAAAGCGGAGAAACCUCCACCAAAGUCACGAGGAAGGAAAACCAAACCAGCUCCAGAAAGGGCUCCUUCCUCUUCAUCAGACAGCGACAGUGACAGCGAGACAGACCGCGUCAGCGAGUGGAAGAAGAGAGACGAGGAGCGGCGGAAGGAACUGGAGGAGCGAAGGAAGAAAGAGGAGGCUGAAGAGCUCCGUCGGCUCCGGGAGCGAGAGAAAGAGGAGGACGAGAAAAGGAAAAAGGAGAAAGAGAACAAGGCCAGGAGAGGAAGCAGCGGCAGCAGCUCGGACGAUGACGUGGAUGAUCACCCUCUCAAAAAAUCCAAGAAACCUCCGCCUCCCCCCAUCCCUGCACCUUCAGACUCCGACUCGCCACCAGCUGCAGAGGGGAAGAAAUCCGCCAAACGUCACGACAGCCAGAAAGGGCGGCAAAAGAAAGAGAAGGAGCUGAAAGAGAAAAAUGAGAGGAAGAUAAAAGAAAGGAAGCCUCAGAGAUCAGAGGAGAAACACAAAACGAGAAGGCCUAAGCCAGAGAAGCCUAAACGAAAGCCAACGCGUCCACCUGAGAAGAAAGUCGAGAAGAAAAAAGAACCCUCACCUGAAGAGAAACUACAGAAGCUCCACACAGACAUCAAGUUUGCACUGAAAGUUGACAACCCAGACAUUGAGAAGUGUCUGCAGGCCCUGGACGAGCUCAGCUCAGUACAAGUAACCACUCAAAUCUUGCAGAAGAAUACAGAUGUUAUUGCCACACUCAAAAAGUUAACUAUAAUAACCCUGACAAUAACACCACUGUUUCCCAGAAGGCCUAAGCCAGAGAAGCCUAAACGAAAGCCAACGCGUCCACCUGAGAAGAAAGUCGAGAAGAAAAAAGAACCCUCACCUGAAGAGAAACUACAGAAGCUCCACACAGACAUCAAGUUUGCACUGAAAGUUGACAACCCAGACAUUGAGAAGUGUCUGCAGGCCCUGGACGAGCUCAGCUCAGUACAAGUAACCACUCAAAUCUUGCAGAAGAAUACAGAUGUUAUUGCCACACUCAAAAAGAUUCGCCGAUACAAAGCAAGCAGUGCUGUUAUGGAGAAGGCCACUGCAGUCUACAAUAAACUAAAGCUGCAGUUCAUUGGCAAGAUUGAGACCAGUAAACCAAAACCAGAUGAAAAGAACCAAGAAACCAACGAGCAAGACACACAAAACGCAGAUGACUCCAAACCAGUGAACGGAGAAUCAGAAAAUGAGAAAAAAGACGUUUCUGAAUCGGAAAGCAACCCCAAACCCACAGCCCAAGAGAAACAGGAUGAGAACAAAUCCCCGAACGGCAUCAGUCCCAAUCCAGAUGAGCCAACAGAGCAGCAAACACUCGCAGCUGACUCCACAGACGCCGAUCCGGCAGCGGAUACAGACGUAAAAGAGGACAGCAGAGCGCAGGACGAGCAGAUGUCUUCCGAGAGCUGAACGUUUCACAAACACACUUUGGCCUCCUUCGUUCAUUUGUGUUACUUUUUGUCUGCCCACCUUUGUGACCUACAUGAGUUUUUCGUGUUGUACAUAAAACGUGAUAUGAACAUUAUUAGCACUUUUGAAUCGGGACGUCAUGAGGCAAAACAAGCGCCUUAAUCUAAAUGUUCGAUGUGGAUGAUUCUGCACUACCCACGUUUGGUCAAUCGAGGGCGAACGUUUUAUUUCAGAACCACGCUGACGUCUAGUAGAAAAAACACAGAAGCCCUUCAAAUAUAUUUGAAGACUGCUUGUAUUAUGUAGCCGCUUUUUAUGAGUAAAACCUUUUUUCCUUUUGUUUUUUUGGGGGUUUUUUUAUAUGAAAAAAUAAGGAAAAUGCUAAAAAAAAAAAGUAAAAGAAAGCAGUCUGGUUUUGUGUUGAUUGACCCACUACGCCAUACAGGAAGAGAUCAUGAGGUUUCAUUAUCAUUAUUAUUACUGCACAAAUCUACAGCUGAUCUGUCUGGUAUGGAUUUCCAUAACCUUCAGUGUCUAUGGACUUUCACUAAACUCUGUAGACCGCUUGUUGUCCGUUGUUUGGUGUUCUAAUAAUAACAACUUACAUCUGCAUAGGUUGACCCAAUAAUGCUAUUCUUUUCUUGGAUGUUAUAAAACAUGCGUAUCAUUCUUCUUAUAAACAUGUUUCUAGUGCUAUGUAACUUGGUCGGAGAUUUUUUUUAGUAUCCGUGAAGGAAUAAAUAAAAAUUCCGCAUGAUGGCCA